Messenger RNA from Carassius carassius (crucian carp), 2920 nucleotides. Its product is annotated as voltage-gated potassium channel subunit beta-3. Gene Ontology annotation, biological process: regulation of potassium ion transmembrane transport; potassium ion transport. Gene Ontology annotation, cellular component: cytoplasm; membrane; voltage-gated potassium channel complex. Gene Ontology annotation, molecular function: transmembrane transporter binding; voltage-gated potassium channel activity; potassium channel regulator activity. The transcript is spliced from 13 exons. NCBI's taxonomy places the organism in Eukaryota, Metazoa, Chordata, Actinopteri, Cypriniformes, Cyprinidae. The record is from RefSeq and is a predicted model, not a curated record. The coding region runs from base 1048 to 2379 and encodes 443 amino acids.
GGGGGAUCACAGAGGUUUUCAUUGGGUUGUAAGUUGGCAGUCUCGCGUUUGAUGGCUUUGUCGCUCUGAACGGAUGCACAGUUCCCUUCACAUCUCCAUCGACAGCCUUUCGUUGCUUGACCGCCUUCACGAUGCGACAUAUCGGCUGCUACAGUGAGAUCUGACGAUGGAAUAUGGACACUGCGGAGCUGUCAAACUAUCUUUUGAUCGCAUGCGAUGAUCACAAUGGCAAUAAUUACGCGCCAGAAAAACAGCGCGACAUUUGCUGCCUUGUGUCGAACGCGUGAGGGUGCGCUGUGUGUCAGAUAGUGACCAUCACCACUUAGCGCGUGGAAGAGUGAUUGUGUGCGUGAAUUUGUGUUCAUACGAGUGUAGACGAGGAGAUGGCAAGGCGCGCGUCCCUGCAGUCGCGUUCGGCCGCCGCGUAGCUGGGCUUGAGUGCCAUUAGGUGAAGCGGCACCGGCUGUUGCGCAUCCCGUCAGUGGAAACCCGGUGUGGAUGGGUGGUUCCGCAUUUUGAGGAGGUCCCCCACCUCGCACAGAAAGACCACCCGGAUUCUGCAGAGGAAUGCCUCAACACGGAGAAGAGCGUCUUCAAGUUGCGUCGAUCCGGAUAUCGGAGAAGUGCAGUGGACGACUGCAUAGACAGACUGUGCACGCAGCGGCACACUAAAUGCCUGGACAGCAGCCAGUCGUGACUUUUUGCCUGGCGACAUAAACACGCACCCCACCGCAUCACUGUUGCGUUUGGACGCGCGCCCUCCUGGCAACAGCUGCAAGUUGGUGCCAGCAGGUGCAAGACCUGACUUGAGCACAGGUUGGCCCUGUGCAUCUAUCUAUCUAUCUAUCUAUCUAUCUAUCUAUCUAUCUAUCUAUCUAUCUAUCUAUCUAUCUAUCUAUCUAUCUAUCUAUCUAUCUAUCUAUCUAUCUAUCUAUCUAUCAUCUAACAUCAGGCACUCCCAUAAACAUAUUCGUUGUUACCACACCAGUGAUUCAGUCUAAUAAACUUAAACACACAAGUGUCACAAGAGUGUGAGAGCAGGUCAGGAUGCAGGUCUCAUUCGCUUGUACGGAGCACAAUCUGAAGAGCCGCAGCGAGGACCGGCUGUGCGGCCUGCGAACUGCCCCUCCACCAGGGGGCAGCAGCAGUGGAGGAGGUGGAGGUGGAAGUGGAGGAGACAGAGGGAGCGGACAGGGUGGAAAUGGCAACUACGCCACUCAAAGCUCGGGCAAAACACGGGACGUGCCGGGGUCCCGACCUGUGCCUCAAGGCCACGCCCACAUGAAGGAGGCUAUUGGACGACACAGUAGUAUGAAAUACAGAAACCUCGGAAAGUCGGGUCUACGUGUUUCUUGCUUGGGUCUUGGUACCUGGGUGACAUUUGGAUCUCAGAUCUCCGAUGAGAUGGCGGAGAGUUUGAUGACGAUAGCCUACGAGAAUGGAGUAAAUCUAUUUGACACGGCAGAAGUGUAUGCUUCAGGCAGGGCUGAAAUCACUCUAGGGAAUAUUAUCAAAAAGAAAGGCUGGAGACGGUCCAGUUAUGUAGUAACGACUAAGAUCUACUGGGGAGGACAGGCAGAGACAGAGAGAGGCCUGUCCAGAAAGCACAUCAUAGAAGGUAAAAUGCUGUUUAUGACUAAUAAGAUGAUCACAAUAAAGCAGACAGACAGCGAUGGCGAUGUGUCUACAGGUCUCAGAGGUUCCCUGUCUAGACUACAGCUGGAUUACGUGGAUAUUGUCUUUGCCAACCGAAAUGAUGUGAACAGCCCUAUGGAAGAGGUAGUACGUGCGAUGACAUUUGUUAUAAACCAGGGUAUGGCCAUGUACUGGGGAACGUCACGCUGGAGUGCCAUGGAGAUCAUGGAGGCAUACUCUGUAGCGAGGCAGUUUAAUUUAAUCCCACCGGUAUGUGAGCAAGCCGAGUAUCACUAUUUCCAGAGGGAUAAAGUCGAGGUGCAGCUGCCAGAGCUCUACCACAAGAUCGGUGUUGGAGCGAUGACCUGGUCUCCUCUCGCAUGCGGGCUGAUCACUGGAAAAUACAGUGAUGGUGUUCCAGACUGUUCAAGAGCCGCGAUGAAAGGCUAUCAGUGGCUAAAGGAGCGAGUGUACAGUGAAGAGGGGCGCAGACAGCUGGCGAAAAUCAAAGAGCUCCACCUGGUGGCUGACAGGCUGGGCUGCACAGCUGCUCAGCUCGCCAUUGCAUGGUGUUUGCGUAGCGAAGGGGUCAGUUCUGUACUUCUUGGUGUCUCCAAUACAGACCAGCUUCUUGAGAACCUUGGAGCCCUGCGGGUGCUGUCUCAGAUGACGCCUCAGACUGUGAGCGAGAUGGAUGCUCUUCUGGGCAACAAGCCUAACUCCAAGAAAGAGUCCCGUGCAUGAGGGAACCAGAGAGAUGACACAAACAUGUGUGGCCAGAAAAGACAAAGAAAGCAAGCUGGAAAAGAUGGAACACGGCGUACCAUCGUUUUUCUGCUCUCCCGUAUAUUACAUCACCUGCAUGCCUUCUGCAACAUGCUUCCAGCCCAUACCGCACUGCUCUCUGUAACCCUACUCAAGUAACAUAACCUUUGAAUUAAACACAGAAACAGCUGUCCACAACAUCACAGAAAUGCUGUUAUCAUUUCUUUACUCCGAGAGACUUAAGCUCCAGUCUUCCAUGAGGAAGUACUGUCAAUUAUAGGAGGAGAAUGGAAUAAAAGUGGCAAAAAGCUUGUUGAUUAGCAGGCCCAGACAGUAUCUACAGAUUUUCUUGCAGUUUCCGCUGAAGAAUUCAAGUGUUUGCACUGCCGGAUUUCCAUUGCCAUAUUGUGUGAAAUGGAUCAAAACUGGAGCUAAGAGUUGUAAAUUCUUAUUGCCAACUGAAAGCAUUGUCAAAUUUGACCAAAUGCUGUAUUUAUUAAACAAACAUGCACGGGGCAAA